Messenger RNA from Sardina pilchardus (European sardine), 5668 nucleotides. It is a transcript of the gene arhgap12a, whose product is annotated as Rho GTPase activating protein 12a. Gene Ontology annotation, molecular function: protein binding. Lineage: Eukaryota; Metazoa; Chordata; Actinopteri; Clupeiformes; Clupeidae. Gene Ontology annotation, biological process: regulation of GTPase activity; signal transduction. Gene Ontology annotation, cellular component: cytoplasm. The coding region runs from base 600 to 3218 and encodes 872 amino acids. The transcript is spliced from 18 exons. The record is from RefSeq and is a predicted model, not a curated record.
GGCUUGCCCAACACACAACUUGCUGGAGUGUCCUGGGGGAAACUAACUACGGGACAGGCGGAAAGUUAUCAACUCAUAGGUUACUUUCGGAAACUUUUGAGGACGUGUCCCCCACAAAAAUACUUUUGUGAAAACUUAUGCCAAUCACAAGAGGCCAUGCCUGAUCAGUGACCCCGCCUCUGCCCUUACCUCUGGGACGGAGAAGGAAGGAUAGAGAGAGAUAGAAGGAGGAGAGAGAGAGAGAGAGACAGUAUGCACUCCAAACAGUACAAUGAGGACGUGCUAGUGUGACAGUGUGUGUGAGUGGGUGUGUGUGAGUGAAUGAGUGUGUGUGAGUGUGUGUGAGUGUGUGUGUGUGAGAGUGUGUGUGAGAGUGUGUGUGAGAGUGUGUGUGAGUGUGUGAGAGUGUGUGUGAGUGUGUGUGAGUGUGUGUGAGUGUGUGAGAGUGUGUGAGAGUGUGUGUGUGUGUGUGUGAGUGUGUGUGAGUGUGUGUGAGUGUGUGUGAGUGUGUGUGUGAGUGAGUGAGAGUGUGUGUGAGAGUGUGUGUGUGAGUGAGUGUGAGAGUGUGUGUGUGAGUGAGCAGUGGUGCGAGCGGCAGCAUGGCGGAGGUGUCGAUCGCGCCGGGGCAGGUGUACGUGGAGGUGGAGUACGACUACGAGUACAAGUCGCGCGAGCGCCUCGUCACCAUCCGCCAGGGCGACUGCUUCCUGCUGCUGAGGAAGACCAACGAGGACUGGUGGCAGGUGCGCGCCGAGGACGGGGGCAAGCCCUUCUACGUGCCCGCGCAGUACGUCCGCGAGGCCCGCCGGGCGCUCAUGCCACCCCCCCAGAAACCCCUCCUGCCCCCCGCCCCGGUGCCCGCGCCACGCCGACCCUCCUCGCUCAAGGACAACACACACACACACACGCGCGGGCAGGAGUCGUCCCGCAAAGAGCACACACACACACAUGGGCAAGGCUCGCUCAAAGAGCACACACACACACAUGGGCAAGGCUCGCUGAAAGAGCACACACACACACAUGGGCAAGGCUCGCUCAAAGAGCACACACACACACAUGGGCAAGGCUCGCUGAAAGAGCACACACACGCAGAUGCGCCCUCGCCCACCAGCCCCAUGGUGGAGAAGGUGGCGCUCAUGCCCCCUGGUGGUGGCGGAGGGGGGGUGACGCAGCCGACGUGGAAGCACGGCUCCCUGCCCCGCACACGGGCCACCUCGCCCCAACGCCACUCCGCAGACCCCGAGGAGGAGGAGGAGGAGCGGGAGAGGGGGAGAGAGAGGGGGAGAGAGAGAGAUGGAGAGAGAGAGCGGGAGAGGGGGAGAGGAGGGGACCGGAAUCACGGAGAGAGCAGACACGACUCGUCGUCAGGAGACGAGCUCAGUAGCAGCUCCACUGAGCACCUACAGCUGAUGUGUCCCUCUGGUGGCCAGCGGCCGGACUCUCCGGUCUACACCAACCUGGCGGAGCUGAAGCUGAGUAGCUCGUCGCUGCCCCCUGUGCCUCGCUCGCCGCCACUGCAGAGCCAGGGGCCGUGGGAGACACACCGGCACGCCAGCGGCCGCCACUACUACUACAACACACACACGCAGGAGCGCCGCUGGAAACCGCCGCGCGGCUCCAACACACACACACACGCGCCGGCCGAGCACAACACGCUCGCACACUCGCCAGGCACCGAGAGCGAGUGGAUUAAACACACAGAUGAUCAGGGACGUCAGUAUUACUACAGUGCAGACGGCUCUCGGUCUGAGUGGGAGCUCCCCAAACUCGUGCAGAGAGCUGGGUUAAACCCCUCCCCCACCCACGACACGCCCAAAACGCGGAGCCUGGACCGACGGCAGCCCGAACCCAUCGUCCUGACCAAGUGGAGGCACAGCACACACGUGCCUGAGAACGACAAGUUCCAACAGCAGAUGGUGAAAAACCGGCGAAUCCUGUCGCUCCGUCGCAAAGGCUCCUCCCGCCUCCACCCAUACAGACAAGACGGUGUGAAGCCCAGCACCCCAGACUCCGACUCCUCCUGCCCCUCAUCUCCCAUCCACCCCGGCUCUCCAUCAGAAAAAUGUGGGGUCCUCAAUGUCACCAAAAUCACAGAACACGGCAAGAAAGUACGAAAAAACUGGACAUCUUCCUGGACAGUCCUCCAGGGCUCUUCCCUCCUAUUCGCCAAGAGCCAGGGGGGCGGGACUAGCUGGUUUGGGAGCCAUCAGUCCAAGCCUGAGUUCAGUGUGGAUCUGAGGGGAGCAUCAGUGGAAUGGGCUAAAGACAAAUCCAGCAAGAAGCACGUCUUCGAGGUGAAAACUCGUCAGGGCACGGAGCUGCUGAUGCAGUCAGAUAACGAGGGCCUCGUCAAGGAGUGGAUGAACGCCAUCACUGAGGCCAUCAACACACACGCGUGGGAGUCGGAUGAGGCGAUAGAGGAGGACAUGCCCGAGUCCCCCAGUCCUGAGAAGCACGACCGCGACAAGGACUCCAGGGACUCCAAGAAACUCAGAGAUGCAGCAGCAGGCAUGAAGAGCUCGAGCAGCAUGGACGUGUCUGACCAGAGGAAGAGGACCAAACUCAAGAAGUUCCUCACGCGCAGACCCACUCUACAAGCCGUCAGGGACAAGGGCUACAUCAAAGACCAGGUGUUUGGCUGCAGUUUGGCUACUCUGGCUCAGCGGGAGAACUGCACGGUUCCAUACUUCGUCAGAAUGUGCAUCGAGCACGUGGAGAACAACGGCUUGAGUGUGGAUGGGCUCUACAGGGUGAGUGGAAAUCUGGCUGUGGUCCAAAAGCUCCGCUUCGCUAUCAAUCAUGAUGAGCGGGUGGACCUGGAGGAUGGGAAGUGGGAGGACAUCCACGUCACCACCGGAGCUCUGAAGAUGUUCUUCCGCGAGCUUCCGGAGCCCCUCUUCACAUACACACACUUCCAGGAGUUUGUCAAUGCCAUCAAAAUCCCAGACUACAGGCAGCGUGUUCAGUGCAUGAAGGAGCUGGUGAAGCAGUUACCCCGGACCAACCAUGACACCAUGCAGGUUCUCUUCACACACCUCAGGAGAGUGGUGGACCACGGCGAGGAGAACCGCAUGACGGCCCAGAGUGUGGCGAUUGUGUUCGGCCCGACGCUGCUGCGGCCCGAGACCGAGUCCUGGAACAUGGCGGUCCACAUGGUGUACCAGAACCAGAUCGUGGAGCUCGUCCUCCUGGAGCUGGACACCAUCUUCUCCAGGUAGCCAAUCACAGCGCGGGACUGCUGCAUUAGACACGCCCACCACACGCUGCCGUCGGGAGGUCGGGUUUGGAGGAUACACCAACCAAUCAGAAGACGGGGAAAUGAGAGGCCCACUCCGAUACCAAACCCUGCCUUUUAUAGACUCUGGGUCUGCCCCGCAGCGCUCACACGGGCACACACACACACACACACACACACACACACUCUACUUAGUGCAUACACCUCUUAAUAUACACAGAAAUAUAUAAACACAAAGAACUUUUAACUCAUCACACUCUGACAUUAACUGCAGUCUUAAGCCCUUCAAACUCUUCAUAGCGAAAUACUACUCCCUUCUGGAGAUGUUGCUAUGGACACUACUGAACUUUCCCAUCUGGAGAUGUUGCUAUGGACACUACUGAACAUUCCCAUCUGGAGAUGUUGCUAUGGACACUACUGAACAUUCCCAUCUGGAGAUGUUGCUAUGGACACUACUGAACAUUCCCAUCUGGAGAUGUUGCUAUGGACACUACUGAACAUUCCCAUCUGGAGAUGUUGCUAUGGAGACUACUGAACAUUCUCAUCUGGAAAUGUUGCUGAACUUUCCCAUCUGGAGAUGUUGCUAUGGACACUACUGAACAUUCCUUUCUGGAGAUGUUGCUAUGGAGACUACUGAACAAUAAAGGCUGUGGACACUACGCACCACGUCCAUGCUACUGAACCCCUGAGAGUACUCAGCUGGAGAUGAAUUACACUACUGAACAUGCCCCAACUAGACUCAAUAUCUUAGACACUACUGAACAUACUGAACAUGCCCCAACUAGACUCAAUAUCUUAGACACUACUGAACAUGCCCCAACUAGACUCAAUAUCUUAGACACUACUGAACAUACUGAACAUGCCCCAACUAGACUCAAUAUCUUAGACACUACUGAACAUGCCCCAACUAGACUCAAUAUCUUAGACACUACCGAACAUGCCCCAACUAGACCCAAUAUCCUAGACACUACUGAACAUGCCCAGCUGGACUUGUUUCCGUAACGUGAAUGAACAUGGCCAUUGGAAAGCCAGUUAUCUGCAUUCCCUUGGGACAUUACAUUUAUCUUCAGAAUAACCUCAAACAUCAAUAGAAUUUCCUCUGAGCUCAACCUUAGUGCUGCCGAACACCUUGCAGUGGUUGAGCUCAACCUAAGGGGUUUAAGAUGCGCACUACUGAACAUUACUGAAUACGCCAAAACUGGAGUUGUUUCAAAGGACACCACCGAACGUGCCCAUGUGGUGUUCUGUGCUGACACCACUGAAUGGAGCCAGUAGGAGAUGUCUCUAUACAUACAUAUUAUUAUUAUAUAUUAUUAUAUAUAUUAUUAUAUUAUUAUUUUUUUAAAUAUACUGCACAGCUUUGGGGCCAUUGCAGGUACUUGCUGAGUAUUCCUCUCCAAUGGAUGUAUUUGCACACGUACUACUGAACUGAACUCAACCUGCUCUACAGGAGAUGUUCGUACACACAGUCCCGAACGUGCCCAAAUGGACUUACUCAUCACUCCAGUCUUGAACGUGCCCAAAUGGACUUACUCAUCACUACUCAUCACUCCAGUCUCGAACGUCCCCAAAUGGACUUACUCAUCACUCCAGUCUUGAACGUCCCCAAAUGGAUUUUACUAUGACUCCAGUCCUGAACAAACCCAACGCAGUCGCCAUGGUGACGUCUCCUCAUCAGUGGACUGUGCAGGGGUAACGGCAGCCGCUUGAACACACCAAGGUGUUGGUGUAGCACCCGUGCAGGACAGGUCCGCUUGAACACACCCAGGUGUUGGAGUGAAAUCGGACGUGUUCUUUUUGGUCUUUUUUUUUUUUUUUUUUUAAACACUGAUCAGAACAAACUGUACACACAGAUCCAUCUGAACUGGGUAGAGUAUUACACUACGCUAACGAGCUAUGAACACACACACAGAUACAGAACAAAGACUAUUACACACCUUACACACACACCCUAAAUAUGGUAGUGUACACACACAGACACACACGAGUGCAUUUGAACAGUCAUUUUUGGCUCCUGUACCUGCUGGGCUUGAGUGUGUGUACAAGAGAGGCUGGAGUGUGUGUGUGUGUGUGUGUGUGUGUGUGUGUGUGUGUGUGUGUCUGAGAGAGGGUGGAGUAAUGGGAGUGAAGAUACGACUGGGUGUGUGUUUAGAACACAAACAGGGGAGAACUGUCAUUGAGAGAUAGUAUGUAUGUUUGUGUGAGAGUGUGUGUGUGUGUGUGUGGCCAGCAGUAGUACAUUAACAGGUAUAGAGUAGACUGACUAAUGUGUAAAGAGAGUGAUGAUGGUUCAGAAGAACCGCUGACUCCAGGAGGAGUCUAGUGAUCAGAACCGCUGACCCAGGAGCAGUCUAGUGAUCAGAACCAGAUGAAUGUGACUGUCACUGCAGAACCUGCGUCUCUCCUGCAAAUAAACUCUAAACCAUGUCAUCA